AUGCCAGAAGUGGAGAUGCAAGAGAAGAAGGGCAAAUUGCUUCAUGAUUAUGGUCUUCCAGUCAAAGGGAGCAUGGAUCUUCGGUAUUUAGCCAUGAGACAGCGGAAGGAUCUACUUCACAACUGCCUUAGCCUUAAGUCUUUAGCUGAAAAAGUCCUGAACUUCCCGCUUGACAAAUCUCCUCAUGUGCGUUGCAGCAACUGGGAAGCAGAAGAACUGACACAAGAUCAGGUUCUCUAUGCUGCUAGGGAUGCCCAGGUCUCAGUGGCUCUGUUCUUCCAUUUGCUGGGAUUUACCAGCCUCCCUGCUACAUCUGAAGGUGAAAACUCUGUCACUGCUUGGGAGAAAGCACGGGGUAAAUGCCAGGGCUUGGUGGAUAUCCCAUUUAGAGGAAGAAAGAGUGGCAGCAUAGGAGAGGAGAAGAGUGGAGAGGGGCGUUCCCCUCAGAAAACAAAGAAUCGGAAAUCUUGGGUGAAUGGCCAGCCCUCUGGCAAUCAGCAGAUGAGAGAUCCACGGAGGCAGAAGCGAAAGCCUCUGGGUGUGGGAUAUUCUGCAAGAAAAUCUCCACUGUAUGACAACUGCUUCCUGCAUGCACCAGAUGGACAGCCCCUGUGCACUUGUGAUCGCAAGAAGGCUCAGUGGUAUUUGGACAAGGGGAUUGGAGAGCUAGUUAGCACAGACCCUUUUGUUGUGAAGCUGCGUUUUGAGCCUUCAGGACGUCCCGAGUCUCAGGUUGAUUAUUAUCUGACAGUCAAAGAAAACCUCUGUGUUGUAUGUGGCAAGCGAGAAUCCUAUAUCCGGAAGAAUGUUGGUCCUCAUGAAUACAGAAGACACUUCCCCAUCCAGAUGAAGGACCACAACUCACAAGGAGGGGAUCCGGAGCAAGAUAAGACAGUGAUGGUCAUGCUGCAGGAAAUCCAGAUUGGCUGCUACAUACCUGACUUAAAAGAGAGAGAAGACACAUUCCCCAUCAUAGGAAGGACAUGGACUAAUGGGAAUGAGUCCAGAGUAGAGCCACAAAGAUGA
Molecule: messenger RNA, 1026 nt
Organism: Onychostruthus taczanowskii (white-rumped snowfinch)
Lineage: Eukaryota; Metazoa; Chordata; Aves; Passeriformes; Passeridae
Product: exonuclease 3'-5' domain-containing protein 2-like
Exons: 3
Coding region: 1-1026 (341 amino acids)
Biological process (GO): nucleobase-containing compound metabolic process
Cellular component (GO): nucleus; cytoplasm
Molecular function (GO): nucleic acid binding; 3'-5' exonuclease activity
Source: RefSeq, a predicted model, not a curated record